Molecule: messenger RNA, 342 nt
Organism: Suillus paluster
Lineage: Eukaryota; Fungi; Basidiomycota; Agaricomycetes; Boletales; Suillaceae
Exons: 2
Coding region: 1-342 (113 amino acids)
Source: RefSeq, a predicted model, not a curated record
AUGGGCUCAUUGUGCUCCAGGGCCAGUGCACAUUCCGGGGGACAUCAGGUGUUGGGAAGCACUGCCGCCCAGUCAAAUGGGCAAAAUUAUGGCACUACAUCCGCUCCUGAUCCUCGCGCCGCAGCUGCAGAGGCUGCUGAAAGAAGGUUGAAAACGGCACAAGCACGAGGCACAAAUACCUCGAAUCCAAAUCGGGGACGACUUGCUGGGCAAGUCGAGACUGCGAAAGCGGCGAAACCAGAACCUACGCCAAGGGAGGAAGAACGCUUAGUGGUAUGUCAAGUUCUAUCACCAAUUCUUUACCGUUCCUCACUGUCACUUACAUUUAGUGGGAUUGAAUAA